CAUCCGCCGCCCGCCCUGCACCCCGGCUGGGCUCCCCGCGGCCGGCAUGACGGCGCACUCGUUCGCCCUCCCGGUCAUCGUCUUCACCACGUUCUGGGGCCUCAUCGGCAUCGCCGGGCCCUGGUUCGUGCCGAAGGGACCCAACCGCGGAGUGAUCGUCACCAUGCUGGUGGCCACCGCAGUCUGCUGCUACCUCUUCUGGCUCAUCGCCAUCCUGGCUCAGCUGAACCCCCUGUUUGGGCCGCAGCUGAAGAAUGAGACCAUCUGGUACGUGCGGUUCCUGUGGGAGUGACCGCUGCUGCUGCUGGCUCCAGGUGCCCAGCUCUGGAUGGUCUUGGCUCUAUCGUCCCUGAUGACCCCUUCGUCCCUGCACCCCAACCCCCGAAGCUGUGUCCCGGUCCCUCUGCGCCCCCUCACCGGGGCCUGCCUGGUUGUGGCGGUACCGCCUUCCUUAGCCAGUUCCGCCCAGGACGCCCCAGCUCGGAACUCCUAGGGCCCCUCGCAUGUGGAACCGGCCCCGCCCGAGUCCUUUCACAGAAAGCCCAGGGGAGGCCCUGUGUCCCGUGAGGAAGGGGCGCCCAGCCCAGGACGCCCGCUGCCACCUGCUAUGUGACCCCCAGAAGCAGCUCUGCCUCUGAGGGCUCCCCGACCUGAGAGAUGGAGGGACUGAUGGGAGCGGGGUCACGCCCCGCCCAGUCCUGGCGUGGAGUUCUGUUAUUUUCUGACACGCUGAGAUGUGAAGUUUCUCAGACUGCUGAAGUAGUGGAAGGACAUUCGGAUGCACAAAAGCAACAGAGUGAUUUGGGUCCAGAGUGUACCCCGUGUGCUUGGCAUCCUUUGUGGCUUGGCUUGCGCGGAAACCUGUGUCGCCUCAGAAUAUUCGGGCCACCUUCUUCCCCUUCUUGCCCCAGGCCUGGACUUGGCCCCUCCUCAGCCGCUAAGUCACUUGGAGGCAGGACGACAGAUGGGGGACAGAUGGGAUGGGUGUUGGGGGGGCAGCACCUUGGCGCUUCCGGAACAGGCUGGGCUGAGCACGGUCAAACUGGGGUAACCCAGGGACCCCAGCCCUUGCCCUCGCUUCUCCCGGGAGAGCCUCAGCUGAGCCCUCAGAGCCUUGGCUGUGGCCUCAGAGCUCAUGACCCCUGUGGUCCAGCCCCUCCCACUCCGCUGUGUGCCCCUCUUCAAGGGCAUCUCUGGGCAUGGGGAUGGCUGGGUAUGAGAUGGUCCCACUGGGGUUUCUCAGCUCUGGGCUUGGCCUGUUGCUCAGAGCUCAGCUGGGGGCCUCCUGUUGAUACCUCCGCCUUUCAACCUCCCUCCCUGCCCUGACCUGCCGGGGUGGGGGUGCUUGUACUGGAGACCCCAUCUGUGUCUAGUGGGGUGGGGGUGCUUGUACUGGAGACCCCAUCUGUGUCUAGCAACGAACCUAUGGCCAACUAGUGGCAGGAUUAUGGUGGCAGCGACUGGCUGAGGCCUCCAUCGCUGGCGGCCGCCCCUGCCCACCGAUUUCCAUUUCCUCAGCCCAGGAGAGGGGGCUGGGAGCAAAGGAGGCAGAUGUGGCUCCGGGGUGUGGACGCUGGCCUGAGGGGUGGUGUGGCUGUCCAGAUUCUGCCCAGAUCGGGCCUGCAGGAGGAGGGCGGGGCCCUGACCACCACCAGCCUGCACCCCAGGUUUUAGAGCACAGCUCCUGGUCUGUGCCAUCGAUGAAGCCAGGAGCCUUAAUCUGUCUGCUCCUGACACAGGGCAUCGGUGGGGGUGGUGAGCAGAGGAAAUCCCAAGCCAAGGUCAGGGGUCCCGCUCUCUGCAGGAGACACAGGAAUUGAGGGCAGGGGAGGAACACAGGCAGUGAGUGGGGAGCAGAUCACCAAGACCGAACUGGCAGAGGCCCUUGGACCAGCCCAGAGGGCCACUCGGAGCUGUGGCAGGUUUGAGAGCAGGGGAGCAACAUGACCCUGUUGGAUUUCUAGAAUGAUCUCUGCUGGGUGGGUGGUGGACAGAAACCUGUUAGGAGGGCCCAGAUGAGAGCGGUGAUGAGGAUGGGGG
Talpa occidentalis (Iberian mole) is the source of this 2040-nucleotide messenger RNA. It is a transcript of the gene ATP6V0E2, whose product is annotated as ATPase H+ transporting V0 subunit e2. Gene Ontology annotation, molecular function: proton-transporting ATPase activity, rotational mechanism. Lineage: Eukaryota; Metazoa; Chordata; Mammalia; Eulipotyphla; Talpidae. The record is from RefSeq and is a predicted model, not a curated record. Bases 47 to 292 code for a protein of 81 amino acids. Gene Ontology annotation, cellular component: proton-transporting V-type ATPase, V0 domain. The transcript is spliced from 4 exons. Gene Ontology annotation, biological process: proton transmembrane transport.